GGGCUUGCCCUGCGCCUUCCUGUACACAGCCCCCUUCAUCAGGGCCCGCCCCUCGCAACUAGAUCGCGGGGAGGGGCCGAAGCGAAACCCGAGCCCGACGCCCACCACCCCGGCUGACUACGUGGCUCUGGCUCUGCGGACCCGGCCUCCCCCGGCAGCGCCGUGGCCAAUGGGCGCGUGAGUGGGACGGCUCGAGCCUCCCCGCGCUAGCCGGUCGCGCCCCUCGCUGGGGAGGGGAUAGCGGUUGCGACGCUCCGAGCCCCUACUGCCCCGCCGCCUCCCUCUGCUCCUGACUAUGGCGCUUGGUGGCCGCCUGGGACUCACCGUGGGGCUGCUGCUGGCGCUGGCGCUGGCACUGCGAGCCAAGCCCAUGGUGCGCAAGGAGCGCGUGGUGCGGCCCGACUCGGAGCUGGGUGAGCGGCCGCCUGAGGACAACCAGAGCUUCCAGUAUGACCACGAGGCCUUCUUGGGCAAGGAGGACUCCAAGACCUUCGAUCAGCUAACCCCGGAGGAGAGCAAGGAAAGACUAGGGAAAAUUGUUGAUCGAAUUGACAAUGAUGGAGAUGGCUUUGUUAGUACUGAGGAGCUGAAAGUUUGGAUAAAACGAGUACAGAAAAGAUACAUCUAUGAUAAUGUCGCUAAAGUCUGGAAGGAUUAUGAUAGGGACAAAGAUGAAAAGAUCUCCUGGGAAGAAUACAAGCAGGCCACCUAUGGCUACUACCUAGGAAACCCCACUGAAUUCCAAGAUAGUUCCGACCAUCACACCUUUAAAAAGAUGCUGCCGCGUGAUGAGAGAAGGUUUAAGGCGGCAGACCUUGACGGCGACCUGACAGCGACCCGGGAGGAGUUCACUGCCUUUCUGCACCCGGAGGAGUUUGAACAUAUGAAGGAGAUUGUAGUUUUGGAAACCCUGGAGGACAUCGACAAGAAUGGAGAUGGUUUCGUGGACCAGGAUGAGUACAUUGCGGACAUGUUUUCCCAUGAGGACAAUGGCCCUGAGCCAGACUGGGUUUUGUCAGAACGGGAGCAGUUCACUGAUUUCCGGGAUCUAAACAAGGACGGGAAGCUGGACAAGGAUGAGAUCCGCCACUGGAUCCUCCCUCAGGACUAUGACCAUGCACAGGCCGAGGCCCGGCAUCUGGUUUACGAGUCAGACAAAAACAAGGAUGAGCUGCUAACCAAGGAGGAGAUUCUAGAAAACUGGAACAUGUUUGUGGGAAGCCAAGCCACCAAUUACGGAGAAGACCUCACCAAAAAUCAUGAUGAACUUUGAAAGACACUCAUUCUGAUGUGGCAGCUGUCACAGGCUUUCUUCAGGUGUUCUAGGUGGUUGCUAUGGUUGUCGAGUGUAUAGCAGUUGUGUCCCUAAACAGUGAAAUUAUACCUCAGAUUGGGGUAAAAGUUAUUUUUCACUUCAUAGUUACUGGAAAAUAGCCAUUGCUAUUUGUACCAGUAGGAUUUCCCUGGAAGCACAGUAAACUCUUGUCAAACCACAGUUCCCUG
This is a messenger RNA of Acomys russatus (golden spiny mouse), 1503 nucleotides long. It is a transcript of the gene Rcn1, whose product is annotated as reticulocalbin 1. The transcript has 6 exons. Lineage: Eukaryota; Metazoa; Chordata; Mammalia; Rodentia; Muridae. Gene Ontology annotation, cellular component: endoplasmic reticulum. Gene Ontology annotation, molecular function: calcium ion binding. The record is from RefSeq and is a predicted model, not a curated record. Bases 296 to 1273 code for a protein of 325 amino acids.